AUCACCGAAAUCGCCACCCAAUACAAGUGGCGGGGAUAGUGCAACUGCCGUGAAAACCCAAUCACUAGCACAAUUAUUUUUAUAUCUACCCCACGAGCCAUCGAAUAACUUUCAUUGAGUGAUAAUUAGAGGGUAAUUCAACACAGCCUUGAAGCUACAUGGGUUCAAUCGACUUCAACAUAACAUAAAUCAAACGAGCAACAGUUGCGUGGAUUUCUUAUGUGCACUUGACCGGGCUGUAAAUACCCUUCGGCUUGAAUGUCUUGUGUAUAGUGCCAGGAGGUUGAGCUAUAGACUUGGAAGAAAUAUUCUGAUUUUGAAAUUGACCGCACUAGUAUCCACAUUUGAGACUUGAGAUCGAAUCAAAAGAAAUGUGAUGACAAGUUAUUAACUCAACUCCGGCGGAAUUAAAAAAUCAGCAUGUGUCCUCAGAGCAAAGUCAAAUACAAUUCAGGAUUCAAGUCGACAGACAUUCUUCAAAGUGGAUUCUAGUGCGCAAAUCAAAAACAUGUUUUUAGGAACUAAAUAAUCCGACAGAAGAUGAGCUGUCGUCGCUGUCGAUUCAUCUGCCGGGCUAGAGUGCCACUGCUACUUGCCAUUAUUAGCGCCGUGAUGGCAAUCUUCACUGUGGCUCAACUGUUUUGGCAGAAUCAGCAAUCCUUGCCGCCACUUUCCGUGAAACCUUCGCAACCUUUGACUUCAACUUCGUCCAUCAGCAACAACUCGAAAUUGAAAAUCAUUUUAUAUUGGAGCUCUUGGAGUUGGAAAAUGGGCGACCAACCACUAAUCAAAGCCAAAUGUCCGGUGACGGCCUGUUUGUUCACGCCCGAUUUGACUCUGUUCAACCAGAGCGACGUCGUUGUAAUUUCCGUCGAGACGACGCCCGAUUUCCUGGUAAACCGCUUGCCUCACCAGCGGUUCGUUUUCUUCGUCAUGGAGUCGCCGGCCAACACCGUCGACAUUCCCAUGUUGCGAAACAACCAGACGCGCUACAACUACUUCAACUGGACCAUGAGUUACAGGAGAGAUUCGGACAUUGUACUCCGCGAUUUCUUGGGCGCCGUUGUAUCCAAAAACAAUUCAAACGACCAAUAUCCGCCCAGAAUUGAAACUAAUGUCUCACGUCGGCAAUACAACUCGAAUACAACGAGGAAAUUGUCUUCGGUCGACGCUUUAAAACAUUUAGUCACGACGAGGGAAGACAGGAGAAAGGCAGACAAAAAUCCUUUUGUAGAUGAAUCACGUCAUUAUCCUUGGAUCAAAAGUAAAACCAAAUUGGUGGCCUGGUUCGUGUCGCACUGCGACACUCCCAUCCAGCGAGAGGAAUACGCCCGUCAACUCGGCCAGCAUAUUCCCGUCGACAUUUACGGCAGGUGCGGCAAGGAGCAUCAGGUCACUUCCAUUUGUGACUCGGCGGAUGACCCGGCCAACUGCGAAGAAAUCCGCGCACUUCGAGCCCAGUAUAAAUUUUAUUUGGCGUUCGAGAACUCUUGGUGCCCGGAUUACGUCACCGAAAAAUUUUACCGAACGCUGCAGUUUGACACGGUGCCGAUCGUUCUCGGUGGUGCGGAAUACGAUCGUUUUGCUCCGCCGCAUUCGUUUAUCAACGCCCUGGAUUUCUCAUCGCCCAAACAACUGGCCGAAUAUUUGUUGCUGUUAAACAGUUCGGAAGAGCUUUACGCCGGCUAUUUUCAGUGGAAAAAUCAUUACCGAGUCUCUCUUCCGGCCAUGGAUGGCUGGUGUGACUUGUGCCGGAUGGCUCACGAUGAAACCCUUCCGGCCAAAGUCUACCCCGACAUCAAGCAGUGGUGGAUUGACGACGGACCGUGUGAAAACGACAGGACCAAUUAUUUCUAAUUGGAUUUGUUAUGUGUUUAAUUUUAUAGUAUUAUAAUAUUAUAUAGUAUACGAUUCGAUUUCUUAUUUAACUGUAAAGGUACACGAAAUUUUAUUUUCCAAAAAUACACAAGUUA
Daphnia pulex (common water flea) is the source of this 1973-nucleotide messenger RNA. Its product is annotated as 4-galactosyl-N-acetylglucosaminide 3-alpha-L-fucosyltransferase FUT6-like. Lineage: Eukaryota; Metazoa; Arthropoda; Branchiopoda; Diplostraca; Daphniidae. Bases 541 to 1857 code for a protein of 438 amino acids. The transcript has 3 exons. Gene Ontology annotation, molecular function: alpha-(1->3)-fucosyltransferase activity. The record is from RefSeq and is a predicted model, not a curated record. Gene Ontology annotation, cellular component: membrane.